Molecule: messenger RNA, 2211 nt
Organism: Thalassophryne amazonica
Lineage: Eukaryota; Metazoa; Chordata; Actinopteri; Batrachoidiformes; Batrachoididae
Product: insulin receptor substrate 2-B-like
Exons: 6
Coding region: 227-2203 (658 amino acids)
Biological process (GO): insulin receptor signaling pathway
Cellular component (GO): plasma membrane; cytosol
Molecular function (GO): insulin receptor binding; phosphatidylinositol 3-kinase binding
Source: RefSeq, a predicted model, not a curated record
CAAUCAUGUUUAUUGGUAUCAGGUAGGAUCACUUCAAUGUUUGAGGAAUACUUUGCACUCUACCUCAACUUGUUUCUCAUCUCACUGGAGCAGAGUUUUCCGAGGGGCACCUGAAGGCUGCACUGAUUGGCCCACCUGGGCAGACAAAGCAGAGGAUGAGCUGAAGCUGGGAUUAAAAUCAUGAAAUUAUCUGGAAAAGCUGCUUAACUUCUGCAGGCAACUUGAAAUGAAAAGGUUUAAACUGGAUGUGAUGGCAGAAGGAGGUAAUGAGUGUGCAUCCCAGAGCGGAUCUGCACCUGCCACCAGCUCUCCUCUGUCCUCUCAUUGCUGCAGCUCCACCCACACAUGGCUGUCAGCCGGCUCCCCUCCGUGGCCUCCCUGGAACAACUGCCAGAUAGAAUGGGACGACGACUUUGAAAGUAAAGAGAGCUGUAGCCUUGUGGCACAGGAGAACCUGCUUCUUUCAUCUCCCUUCUGUCAUAGAUGGUCCCCUACAGGCCAGGUUCCCAACACGCUCGUCCCUCUGUCCAGUGCCCUCAUGUCCUGUUCCAGGCAGCACGGGGAUGUGGUGAAGCAGGGAUACCUGGGAAAAAUGGAGCGAACCCACAGGAGAUAUUUUGUCCUUAGAGCUGGAAGUCACACCGGGCCAAGCCGACUUGAGUGGUACAAGACACAACACAAGUUCACUGCAAGGGAGAAGACUGCUGGUAAAACCACACUGUUUGGGUCAAGCACGCAAGGGGUGAUUUAUCUGAGGAACUGUCUUGGUGCAAGCCGGCUCGCCAACUUCAGAAAGGGCCACAUAGUGGUAUUGUACGCCAAAGAUCAGACUAUGGUGCUCGUAGUGGAUGACCAGCAGGAACAAGAAGCGUGGUAUGUGGCUGUUAAGAACCUGAUAGAAGAAGAGCAUCAAGAGGAAGAGCUUGAUGAAGAGGAUGAUGGGUACUCCACCCUGCCACCUGCUGCCGUUUUCAAAGAGGUUUGGUCCGUCACUGUGAAGGCCAGAGGUCUGGGCCGUACCCAGUGCCUGGCUGGGGAGAGUCGGCUCUGCCUCACAGCAUCCUCACUUGUCUUGGUGAAAGUGGGUGUGGUCACUAGAUUGCCUUCAGUCAUGCUACCGCUGCUGAGUGUGCGGCGCUUUGGCCACUCGGAUGGUUUGUUCUUCUUGGAGCUUGGCAGGAAAGCACCGACUGGUCCAGGAGAAAUCUGGUUGGAGGCGAGAGACAAAGGGGACCCAGCACUGGGCCAGCACAUUCAUGAGGUGGUCUGGGAGACUGUGAGGGCGAUGAGAGCACUUCCAAAUUUCAACUGGUCACCAAAUUCCAACCACAUCAGUCAAAACCAGAGUCAGACUCUAAAACGCAGCAGACACAAACGCCACGAAAAGCGAGUGCAUGCAACACCAUGUGGAUCUCCCCUGUCCUGCAGCCAUUCUUGCCAAUCUCAGACCACAUCCAGCCCAACACAGCAUCACCCAGAGUCCUGUGGGUCAGAGAAAUCACAGGCAGCUUCUCUAAGCUCCGCCUCUAACUUCAGUUCCUGCAGAUCCCUGCCAGGCUCCACGCCAGAGACCGGCAGCUACGUGGACAUGAAGGCAAAUCUGGUCACUGGGAGACCAGAGGACUCCAGCAGCAGCAUGGUGGGCUGGGAGCCAGGCGGAGAGGAAGAGGAGCUAGGCUAUGUGAUGAUGUCACCACAGGUUGGCCUCAGUUCUUCAGGGCUGUGUGAUGAAGAAUAUGUGACCAUGGCGAACCAGCAUGCAGACUGUUGGCCAGACAACUCUCCUUCCUCAUCCUCUCUGCAGAUGUCACUCAACAGUACAAACUCUGACGGUCUCUCUCCUCCACGCCCACCACAUCAUCACACCAGUGAGGACAGUGACUCUGACUGUUUGGUCCCCACAGUGCUCCAGGUAGUAACCGAAGCCAACCAAUCCCAAACAGCUGUCUGCUGCUCAAAUGUGAAGGAUGCAGCAAGGCUGGAGGAGAACACACUUCCUCCAGGGGGCACUGUUGGGUUUUGCCUGUUGACGCCAACUGUUACAAAUAGAACUGGCAGGCCUCGAUCAAUACCAACUCAUCCCGACUCUAAAACAAGGCCCCGUAGACCAGUUCAAGCUAUGCCAGACCAGUCUGCUGUGAAAAGAUCCUGUCCAGGAUCUUUGUUUUGUCUGCCUUCUUGCGUAGAACCUGAAUACCUGUAACUAAUAAC